Molecule: messenger RNA, 1458 nt
Organism: Saitoella complicata NRRL Y-17804
Lineage: Eukaryota; Fungi; Ascomycota; Saitoellomycetes; Saitoellales; Saitoellaceae
Exons: 3
Coding region: 158-1396 (412 amino acids)
Biological process (GO): tRNA wobble adenosine to inosine editing
Molecular function (GO): tRNA-specific adenosine-37 deaminase activity; RNA binding
Source: RefSeq, a predicted model, not a curated record
GACGCAAUCUAUGCCGUGCAAGGGACUUCACGAAUCGCUAUAUCACAAACAAGUUGAUUGACAGGGUGGAAAUGUACGUCUUACAAUGUGAAGAUCUUGCGCUUUUUUACAUCAACGUUACAUUCUUCGGGACGUAUGGGCCGUGCCGCCUGUCAAGAUGGACUCGCUCCGGAUAUUACCGGCCGAGACGGCUGAAAAUGUCGUCUCGACGAUCCUGACAACCUACAACACUCUACCUAAACGCGGCAAACCUGCCACCCGAGAUGACGGAACCGAAGAAUGGACUAUUCUUGCCGGUGUCGUCCUGCGGAAGGGAGAUGGUCUGGAAUGCGUCUCCCUAGCUACCGGAGUGAAAUGCCUUCCGGCCUCCAAAGUAUCCCUCGCAAAAGGCCUCGUCCUGCAUGACUGUCAUGCUGAGAUCCUAGCUUUACGAGGGCUCAAUCGCUUUCUACUGAACGAAUGUUAUCAACUCGCUGCUGAUCCUUCAUUCUCUUCGGCUUAUGUCGCACAAGCUGAAGGCAAAAAUGGAUCACGCCCCUUCAAGAUCAAAAAAGACGUCACAAUCCACAUGUGGAUCUCCACCGCUCCUUGCGGUGAUGCAAGCAUGGAAAACACGGCGGCAGAGCAGGAAGAUGCAACACCUUGGACAUUCGACGAGUCGGCCUCAGGCGACUCGCUGCUGCGCGGGCGCUCAUAUUUUAGCCUGCUCGGUGCUGUGAGAGCAAAGCCUGGUCGCACGGAUUCUCCGGAGACGUUGUCAAAGUCGUGUUCAGAUAAACUUGCGUAUCGGGCGUCGACGUCACUGUUGUCGUCGUUGACCAGUGGGCUGAUAUCGCCGGCGAACGCGUACCUCGAGAACCUUCUGCUACCGACGAAUCAAUACAAUAAGGUCUCAUGUCAGCGCGCCUUCCAGGAUCGUCUAAUUCCUCUGAGAGAGCCUUCAAAUGUAUGGGAAAGCGGAUACAAGCUCAUACCAUUCAAUACUCUGCCGGUAAAACCCGAGUUGACCUUCGAGCACGGCAAGAAAGACGGCGCAAAGCCAAGUCCACUAAGUGUGGUAUAUGUGAAGAAUGAAUCAACUAGUGAGGUUCUCUGUGGCGGCGUCAAACAUGGAAAUAAGCCAUUUUCCGGGCGAGGGGCGAGUAUGCUAUCGAAGGCAAGCAUAUGGGAACUUGUGCAGAAGAUUGAGCGGACACUCAAUUCGAAAGAAGUGCCACUUGAAGAAGACAACAGGACAUACAACAUGGUUAAGAAAGGUGGGGAGUUUGGGGCUGCCAGAGGGAAGGUCAAGACAGAUGUGAGAAACGUUCUGAAAGUCUGGAAACCACAAGCUGAAGGCGCAGAUGAUUUUGAAUUACCAAUACCUUCACGUAAGAACAACAAAAGAAAAAGAUAAUGCUUGUCGAAAUGCCGGGGUAUCAUACGUUGUUCGGGUAUCUCACUCCUCCACUUCCCUCC